Molecule: messenger RNA, 2094 nt
Organism: Bathycoccus prasinos
Lineage: Eukaryota; Viridiplantae; Chlorophyta; Mamiellophyceae; Mamiellales; Bathycoccaceae
Exons: 2
Coding region: 1-2094 (697 amino acids)
Cellular component (GO): membrane
Source: RefSeq, a predicted model, not a curated record
AUGAGAGUCACGUUCGCGUUCGUCGCGUCCGCGUUGGUCGUCGCUUUAGUCUUGCGUACGCUGAACUAUUUCAGCGAUAAGAGGAACAACCCGGUCUCGGUGAAAGCGCAAGUGUUUCUCUCCUGGACUCUGAGCGUUUCUAUUUUAACCUUAGUCCCCUUGGACGUGGGGUACGCUCUGUCACGAAUGGGAAACGAGGAAAACGGAGGAGCGCACGAACGAACGGACGAUGGCAACGUGAUGACACACAUGUGGGGGGUGACGUACUGGUCGACUUUUUUACUCACGUGGGUGAUUUUACCGUUGCACCAGAUUUACGAGGACAGCGGAGACUUUACGUUCGCGUCGAGGUGUUCGACCGCGCUGAGAGAAAACGUGGUUUUUUACCUCGUUUUAGUUGGGAUUUUGGCAAUCGGCGCGACUGGGUUACUGUUUUUCGGGUCGCUGGAUGCGUCGAGUUUGAGCGCGUACGGUAUCGUCGUCGCCAACGCGUGGGGUAUUUCGACGGGUAUUUUACUCGUCGGGUACGGAUUAGUCGAAGUACCGCGAGCGUUGUAUAAGAGAUCGUUUUUGGACGACCGACCGACGAGGGCGUAUAAAAGAGUCGCGCACGUUUCUAGGAGUUUGCAAGAAGCGCACGAAGAUUUGAAGAAAGUGUGCAAAGCGGUCGCGACGACGGCGAGGGUGAUGCCGAGAAGGCACGAGUUGAGAUGGGCGAUGGAUAUCAUCGAAAGCGAAGUGCCGGACGCAGAAACAUUGAGAAUGGAUAAUAAUAGUAAUAAUAAUAAUAAUAAUAACGGGGGAGGACCGUCCUCGUCGUCGCCUAUGCAUGCAACAGGAACGAGUAGUAGUAGAAGAGGGUCGUACGGGGAAAUGAACGCGAUGGGAGUGAUGAUGGACGACGACGACGACGACGCGAUGUUAGAUUACGAUUACGAUUUAGAGAAAGACUUAGCGAGGUUAAGAAGACGAUUGAAGCGAUCUUUGCGAGUGUACAGACGAACACGAGCGCAGUACGUGGAAGCGGUGGAAGACGCGUUCCAAGCCGAAGCGACGUAUCAAACGAGUAAAUCUGCGCACGGAAGAUUGAUCAAACCUCCAUCCGCCAGUGGAGGCAUAAUUUCGCAAGAUUUAUUACAGAAUGGAUCUGCGUUACGAGACGGUGGUGGCGUAUCGUCGUCCUCGUCGCCCUCGCCAUCAAUCAGAAGCAUAAGAGACUCGAUUGAAAAAUUUUACAGGUGCACGUUUGAACCGAUGACGUGUAAAGUCUUGGCCUUCUCUUUCGCCUUUUUGUCGUUGGCGAUUAUUUUAGCCGAGAGUACGAUUUGGACGGGAGACGCGUUAGGUGAGCACGCCACUCUCUCCUUAUUCGGCGUCAUCGUAGAACGCAACGUGAAUAACGUUUUAACUUUACACAUGGCAAUUUUCGUGCCUUUGUUUUACGUGUGUUUUUGCGCCUACUUAUCGCUCGGUCGAUUGGGGAUGUUUUCGUUUUACACGUUGGUACCGUACGGAACGGACAGUUUAUCUUUGUUAUUCAACGCGUCGUUGGUGUGCAGAUACUCCGCGCCGUUGGCGUAUAACUUCUUAGCGCUGUUGCCGGUGUUGUCUCGCCCAUCGGUGCCUCCGACGACGUUCGCGAAGAAAAUGGCCGAACACAUUCCGGAAGCCGCGCAGAGGUUUAACACGAUCGUUCCUGGAUUUUUAGCCAUUUAUUGCGCGUUGAUUGCCUUUGAUGCGUUCGAUGGCAUUGCCGGUUACGGAUGGAAAAUUUUGUGUUGUUGCUGUCCCGCUCGGUUAAGAGGAGGCUCGAGCGGUCGAAGCAGUUUGUACCAUCGAACUUCAAUCGGCUCCGACGGGUUCGGCUCGAACAUGAUCGGCGACCAAAACGCGUUUCACUUCGCAUCCGCUAAAGACGAAGAGAUGGAAGACGACAGUCUCGGGAGGUCCAUAGUCGACCGCGAACGCGCGGAAAUUGUCGAAGGCGGUCGAUUAGGGUGCGCCAAUCCGGAAUAUUACUUCGACGAACCGUCGCCGAGCAACGCGAGAGCGCGCGGGAAGAAGGAGGAGGAGGAGCAGGAGGACGUAACUUAG